AUUAGUCUCUUGCUCAGCGUCGUCUACGUGGGGAAGAAAAUAUGGGCUGCGCUAAUUCAACAGCCAAAACUGAAGAAAUUCAGAAAUUAAUAACAGUCUUCGGAGCUACUGGCGCUCAGGGAGGCGGCGUUGUGGAAUUUCUGAAGAAGGAUAAAUGCUUUAAGAUAAGGGCGGUUACCAGAAAUCCGGAUGGUGAAAAGGCCAAGAAAUUGAUUGAAGAGGGUAUUGAAGUUGUAAAAGCCGAUCAAAGCGAUGUCGAGUCGUUGAAAGAAGCUGUAAAAGGUGCUUACGGCGUCUUUCUCGUCACUCAAUUCUGGGAAGCUUUCGACGAGGAAAAAGAGUACAAUGAGGGCAAGAAUGUAGUAGACGUUGUAAAAGAGUCAGGUUGUAAACAUUUAAUAUUCUCGGGAUUAGAGAAUGUCGAAGAGCUGAUCGGUAAGAAAUGUCCCCAUUUCGAUUCAAAGGCAAAGCUCGAACAAUACAUUCAAGAGUCUGGCUUAAAAUUUACAAUAGUUCGCUAUUCUUUCUACGCUGAAAAUUUUUAUUCGCUUAUGAAGCCCCUUAAAGACGAUGACGGUUCGUUCUCCUUUAACAUACCAAUGGGGGAUUAUCCUCUCGACGUUAUUUUUGUAAAUGAGGCGGGAGAAUGCAUUACAAACAUCUUUAAGGCGCCUGAAAAGUUUGUGGGUCAAGCAAUAGGUUUGUCAUCCGUUUGCCAAUCAAUGAAGGAGUACGCUACCCUUAUGGAGGAGAAGUUAGGAGUGAAGAUAGCUACGCCCAAAAUAACGACCGAAGAUUAUAGUAAAUUGGGAUUCCCAGGAGCUGAAGUUUUGGCCGUCAUGUUCGAGUUUUAUCAAACAGGAAAAUGCGAUCGAGACGUUGCAAUGACGAGAAAACUUGCCCCAAGUAUGUCCACCUACGAAGAAUGGGUCGAUAAGCAUACUGAGGAGAUGAAGGCAGCGUUUAGUUAA
Dimorphilus gyrociliatus is the source of this 971-nucleotide messenger RNA. Lineage: Eukaryota; Metazoa; Annelida; Polychaeta; Dinophilidae. The record is from the annotation of a GenBank genome assembly.